UCGCACUACUUCAGAGUGAGACAUAUAAAUGUUGGUGACCCUUCAGUCCUCGCACAACGCCCGAGGUUCCGGCGAGGAGUUGUUCAACGCACGAAAUCGUGUCAAGGCGAAAAUGGCGUACUAUCUUAUAGAUUCAAAAAGUGGUGUAGUACGCACUGGCGAGUUGGCAGAAAUCCUUUCGAAGGCUCAGGAGCAAAAUCUCAUCAAAUCUGCAGCGCGUUUGUGCACCUGCCAGCCCGGCACCUGUACUUGCACGGCGCCCUCAGCCUCUCGCAGUCGAAAAUGCCUCAAAGUCCGAGUAGACACGGAGAAGAACGCCAGUGCUGGACUCGGUGAGAAGAGAGGAAGAUGGCCGAGGAACAAUGUUGGUGCUUGCUGUGCGAUGCUGAUUCUGUGUUUGGUUGUCAUUGCGUUGGCCAUGGUGAUGUACGCGGCACGGUCAGCUCUAUUCCCGAACGCGAGGUCACUCAACUACCUCAUUGGGAACGGAAUCAAAGUUGCCGACAGCUGCUCCGACGUGGGAGUCGGGAUGUCCUGUGCCACACCCUGUGAGUCUGCUGCUUAUUCUGUGUGCCCCCUGGGUUAUCAGGAACAAGGCCUCCCUCCUGCGGUCCUUACUUGUCCUUGGGGGUCGGUAUGCUCCCCUGCGAGAGAGGGCGUAGUAGGCUGUGUCCCCAGGGACACGUGUGCUGUGUCAGGCGAGGCGCGUUUACACGGUGCAACUUAUGGUCCUGUUAAAGCCCUUGCACCGGGUACUGUACGCAGCCCCGUCAUAACCAUUGGACGGUUGAACGAAUUAGCUCCGCCCCCAAAAGAAGCCAACAGGGGCCAGCACCCGGAACCAGGUCAUGAUAUUCCACCCAAUGCGUCACCCAAUGAUUUACCAGCAGAGAAACCGCAAAGAACAAAGGAAACGGGACAAUUUGUUCCAGAAAAAGCAAAAGAAAGGAAACCUGUCAGCGUCGGUCUGGGAAUAUUUGCCAGGGUUGGGGAUAUUCCAGUGAUAGGUUGGCAACACAACCUGCAGCCGAAGACGCCCAGAAAGCCUACAAAACCUGCCGACCCUGGGCAUGAAAUGCCGACUGCUCCCGGACAGCCAAACAAGCCAGGGUUGCCCGAACAGCCAGAAAAGCCGGUUGCUCCCGAACAGCCAGAAAAGCCGGUUGCUCCCGGACAGCCAGAAAAGCCGGUUGCUCCUGGACAGCCAGAAAAGCCGGUUGCUCCUGGACAGCCAGAAAAACCGAUUGCUCCCGAACAGCCAGGAAAACCGAUUGCUCCCGAGCAGCCAGAAAAGCCGGUUGUUCCCGGACAGCCAGACAAGCCGGGGUUGCCCGAACAUAGAACCGCAACCAAUCCGGAGCAACCCAAGCAACCAAUUGCGUCCAAUCAACCACAGCAACCUCAAAAUCCGUCCGAGGGUCAGUCAGGUGAAAUUGAUAAGAGAAAAAUUCCUGUCAAACCUGCUAAUAAAUCGCCGGAUAGCUUUGUUAUCAUAAAGGGCAUCUUGGGUUGAUCUAAGACUUACUAUCUUUUGAUUUGUGCUAAAAAUAUCAUGCUGAAGAUUUAUAAUUCUUAUUUACAUGUACGUUUCUUUUUUAUGAAUUUAUUCAAUAUCAAAAGACGACAAUAGGAAUGCUAAUGCAUGGGUCUUCGUGCUAGAUUUAUGACUGUCAAAUACUGAUAGUUUAUUAAUUUCACGAGGACACUAAAAUUAUCCACACUUUCCUUCGAUAGUUUGCUCUUUCCUUUUUUGUAAUCAUUUGAUAUAUAUACUGAAAGAUUAAAUAAUUUUCUCCAGUUUUUCA
Molecule: messenger RNA, 1805 nt
Organism: Lingula anatina
Lineage: Eukaryota; Metazoa; Brachiopoda; Lingulata; Lingulida; Lingulidae
Source: RefSeq, a predicted model, not a curated record